Molecule: messenger RNA, 5736 nt
Organism: Priapulus caudatus
Lineage: Eukaryota; Metazoa; Priapulida; Priapulimorpha; Priapulimorphida; Priapulidae
Product: FK506-binding protein 15-like
Molecular function (GO): peptidyl-prolyl cis-trans isomerase activity
Source: RefSeq, a predicted model, not a curated record
GGGUCGCAUGGUUUACCAUUUUUAUAUAAAUUUUUAGUGACGAUCAAACAGCGCAUAGCCAUGACAUGAGAGUCCAUAGUACAUAGGGACAUAGGACAUGAGAGUCCGUAGUAGAUACGAAUGGAGAGAACACCUACCUACCUGGUAGUUUGUAUGUUGAUGUUACACUGACAGGCAGUAAAAAUAACCAGUCACUACUCUGACCGUAGUUAUGUUUUCACGUACCGGCGAUGAUGACGCUGAAGAUUUUGGUGUCACUGCUGGAGGAGGAAGAUCUAACCUGGCAUCACUGUUUGGCAUGGAUCAGGCAGCCAGUAAGAGUGGAAACAAUGCAUUAGUUUACACAGCUCCAAAACAGCCCCGAAAGCAGCAGGGGCAUCAGGGCAAUGAACAGUCGAGAGACAAUCAAGAUGAUCCUGGGGGAAAAGCACUUGCAGUUCUCUAUGCUGUAGCAACUAAUGUCUUCAAAUACAUUGAUGGACAGUUUGCUAAGCAAGGCAGGCUUGGUGCAGCUAUCCUAGGAGCUACAGGAGAGUUCCACAAGUUGCUGCUAUAUAUGGGCAAGCAGCAAACAGUGACACAGGCAGUGAUUGGUCGCACGUUUGCAUUUACAGUGGCAUUUGCAAAAGCUAAUAGUGGCAAGGAGCAAGGUCUGGUUAUGCAAGAUCUUAUUCCGGGUGAGGGUGGUGGCUUAGAAGUUGACGAUUCAGCAGAGGUCAGAUAUACAGGAUGGCUGAUGGUUAACCAUGUCCAAGGUCCACAAUUUGAUUCAAAUGUAUCUGCUGACAAGAAUUUCAGACUAAAGAUGGGCAGAGGAAAAGUGAUAAAGGGCUGGGAAGAGGGAAUGAUUGGGAUGAAAAAAGGCGGCAGGCGCUUACUCAUAAUUCCUCCCUCUCUUGGAUAUGGAACGCACGGGAUGGGCACACGUGUCCCUCCAAACUCCACUCUGAUCUUGGACGUGGAGCUGAUAAAGGUAAAGUUGACUAGGGAGCACGGUUCACGAGCCGAAAGUCCCACCAAGGUCGGUGGAUUGCAGGCGGAGCAGGUUGACACGACAGACACCACGGUUACUAAGAGCAGAGCUGAUAGUGUGAAGGACCGGUCUGCCUCCCUUAGUGAGCAGAUGUCACAUCCAUCUGCCAGCACUGACAAGGCACAACUGAUACAGCGCAUGGCAAAGAUGGGACAGCCGAUGCUGCCGAUGCAGGGUGCCGUUGCCGCGGCAACAGAGAGUGACGAUGAGGACAGCGAUUCAGAUGUUGUGGUUGCGGAUGCCUCACCAAUACACAACAGUCCUGCUCAUCGACCCACGAUCAGCCCGAAGCCUCACAACUUACCGAUCAGCAAGGCUUCAGCAGCGGACCCGGUGAAGCACAGUGCGACGCCGCCGCCCGUGAUGCAGCCGACCAUGUCACGACCAGUGCCGCAGUACUCCCGGCCUUCAGCACCAACAGCAGAGGCUGUAGGCACAAUCAUGUACGGGCACCAGGCCCCUGCCAGCCUACCGCCCCAUCAGAGCAUGUCUGUGUACCAGCCGGCUGCUAUGCCUAUGGCAACCCUACAAGGCUUCCCUUACUAUGCUCAGCCUCCACCUGCAUCUUCUCCAGCAGCAAGCUCAGACACUAGUCUCCAGACGUUUAUGAUGGAGAGCAGGCAACAGAGCACAGAAGUCAGACUUUCCCUCAGCAAGCUACAGGACAGAGUGGACCAGAUCACUGCAAAGAUAGAAAAGCUUCCCACUUCUAGCCCACAAGGUGGUCAGGUUGCUCUGCCUGCAUUUGGGUCAGCCAUGCCAAGCAUGGACACGGCAAUACUCAUGAAUAGCGUACAGAAGAUUGUACAGGAGAACGAAAAGCAUAAAGCAGAGAUUGUAGAGAAGAAUGCUAAGCUGGAGAAACAGAAUGAAAAGAUAGCGGAACUAUUGGAUAAAAACCAACGGUUCAUGGAAAACAGUAACACGUGGAUGGAACAGAGACAUGAUAUAUUUAAGAGCAGCUCUGAGCAGUCACAGGUCCAACUUAUCACACUACAGCAGGAAAAGAUUAUGAUGGGUGGUGAGCUGGCAGUCGCAGAGUCCAAGGUCACAGCUCUGCAGAGCCAACUUUCUGCUGAGCAGGAAAAGGCUGUAGCGUUGACAGGGCAACUAGCCGCAUACUGUGCUGAUGCAGUCAAGCAGCGUGAGGAGGCAACCCAUCUGAAAGCCAUGAUGUCAGAGAAGGAGCAAAAGCUUGCUUCCCUCAGCCAGUUGCUCUGUGAAGAGGAGGUGAGGAAGAAGGAAGCUGAGCAUAAAGUAAAACAGCUAGACAGUGAACUAGACAUUCUACGUGAGAAGACGAGGAGUUUAGAAGAGACGCACAAUGAGAUGGAGGGGAAGUUUUCCUUGGUGACGCAGAAUGCAGAAACAGAUAUAUGGGCAUUGAAGGCAGAACAUGAGCCCGUUGCCAGCAGCAGUGAGGAGGCUAGGAAGCUGAGUGAAGCCCUAACAGAAGAGCGAAGGGUGUCAGAGGAGAGCAUGAAUAAAAGGCUCGUCAAUACAACAGCGACCGUUGUGGAGGAGUGGAAGGUAAAGCUUGCUAGUUGCAUGGAAACUGCAAAUCAGCAACAUAGUGAUGAAAUAGAGAAGGCAGAAGAGACAAAGACACAGUUGAUGAGUGAGCUUGAGGAAGUCAGAUUGCAGAUGGAUGCUGAGCGACAGAGACAAGUAGCUCAUUCUACUGAGCUUCAGGAAGAGAUAGAAGUUAUGCAAGUCUGGAAAGACAAAUAUAUUGCACUGAGGGAACAGGCAGUUGCAAUGAAGUUGGCAUACACAGGUAAGAUAGAGGAGCUAACGGCAAAGCUGGAAGAGCAGGAGUCCUCCAACCAGGCGCCUAGCACUGACGUAGCUCUUGAAGUGAAGCGGGUGAUGAGUGCCGUCUACCAUGCGGCACGCAGCGAGUUUGAAGAACAGGAGAGCUACAGCGGCGCCGAGGUGCAGUCAGCACUGCUCCGUACCAUAAAGGAGGUGACCUUGCAACUGCUGAGCCCUGCGGUGAGGGAGAGGUCGGAAAGCGAGGCCAUGUCAGAGGGUGAACAGGAUUCGCAGCCUCAAAUCAGACAAGAGUCACCUUUGACUGAACACAGACAACAGUCGGUUGCCGAGAAUGUCACUCGCGAGAGUGCAGCUGAGGAGGCUCCUGAGAGUGAAUCGACGGCUAGGGAUGCAGAAGCGAGUGACGAAUCAUUUGAGUUUGUCCAGAAGACUAACGAUAGUAGUGACCGCCAGCCAGAACCAGCAGAGUUACCUGUGGUAUCGGUGCAUGAGGAUGACCUGGAACCGCAAGGGCAGGCCAGCAGUAUGCUGGGUCCGAAUGAAAACCCAGAAGACGCGGAACAGAUGGGAGGUGCCCCGGCAAAAGAACCUGUAGUUCAGCUAGGAGAGUAUGAGCAACAGACACAGCUAGAACCGCAGCAAAUGGGGGUAGAGUGUGAACGACAAGAGCAGGUGGAACCAUCUGAAAUGCUGGCUGAACAAGAACAAUCAGUGCAGGCAGAGGGAGGAGCAGAAGAACAUACUAAAGCAAAGAUUCCUGUGGAGUCUGGGGAGUCAAACGAAGGUGUUUGUCAUGAAGAUCAUCAACGGGGGCAACCAGAGAGUGCAGCUGUGGAUAUGUGUGCAAGUGUAGGGGAACUUGAACAGGAGGAUGAGGAGGAACAGUGGCAACAGGAACAGCCUGAGGAAGACAGUCUCUCUGCAAGGAUCAGGGAGCAAGAGCAGCAACAGGAACAGCCAGAAAACGAGGUGCUUCCUCAACAGAUAGUGCCUGAUAGAGAAGCUGCAGAGAGGGUUGGGUAUGCCGAAGGAGGUGAGCACAUAAUAGAUGAAACAUCUGAGACAGAGUCGCUAGAAGCAGAACCUUUGGAUGACCUGCAUCAGCAACUGACCGUUGAUUUCAGAGAGCCUCCAAAUACAUCCUUUCCAGAGGGCAAUGAGUAUCUUUCCAAUGAAUCGAAGAACAGCUCAGCAGUGGGGCAAGAGGAGGUUCCGGCAUUAGUGAGAGAGAAUGAACCAGCAUUAGUGCAAGAGGAAAUUCAAGCAUUAGUGCAAGAGGAGGUUUCAUCAUUGGUGCAAGAGGAGGUGCCAUCAUUGGAGCAAGAGGAAAUACCAGCAUUGGUGAACGAAAAGGUGCCAGCAUUGGUGCAAGAGGAGGUGCCAUCAUUGGAGCAAGUGGAGGUGCCAUCAUUGGAGCAAGAGAGGGAGCCAGCAUUGGUGCAAGAGGAGAUGCCAUCAUUGGUGAAAGAGGAGGAACCAUCAUCUGUGCAAGAAGAGAUCCCAGCCUUGGUGCAAGAAGAGGAACUGGCAGUGGUUCAAGAGGAGGACCAGCCAUUAGAACAGGGGGCCUCAACAUUGAUGCAGGAGGAGCAGGAGGUAGCCUCAUUGCAGCAAGAGGAGGAGGUAGCAUUGAUGGAGGAGAAGGUCUCCGAGGACCCCAAAUCAGUGUCAGGGCAAUCAAGAUCAUCAGAAAAAGCUAGCACAAGUUUAUUCAAUGAUGAUGAUGAUGAUGAUGAAGAGGGAUGCCGAGUUGGGAAGCCGCCUGCUCAGCUUGUAUCGUGUCCUCCCAGUAGAAGCAAGGUAAAACUGUCUGCUAAGAAAACCCCUCCCGAAGGGACUAAAACAUCUACAAGCUUAUUUGAAGAGGACGAUGCCGAGGAUGAACAAUUUGGAGUCUCUCUGUUUUCGCAGCCGUCGGUUCCUGCCCAACCUUCCAGCCUGCCAGGGCAGCAGGCAUCACACACGCCCAAAGACUCUGCCUCACGUCGGCUGGUCGAUGAAGCUAUGGAUAGUGACACGAGCAGCAAUGACAGCAGCGGUGCAAAUGCUGGACGUCCUGUUCCGCCACCACUGUUCGGGGAUGACGAUGACGACGACAACGACAUCGAUUGGUUCAAGUGAACUUUGCAUUGUAAUCAUGGUGAUCUGUUUGUGGAUUGUAACGGGCAGAGAGAGCAGAAAAGAACCCUUAUAUGAGACCCGAUAUUCACUCUGCUCAGUAUUUAAUAGCAUUGUAAUACUUUUUUUAAUAUGUGUGAAUAACGAACAAAAGAACAAUAUGGAAUACAGGACACGGUGAAAGUGAAGGUGGUACGUCUACCUUAAUCAGUCUGCAUCGUACAGUUGGUAUUGUUGACUUCACACACUGCUCUCAAUAUAGCAAUAUGAUAACGAUUACUGUCAUGAGAUGUUACAUCAUAUUCGAUUUCGCCGUUCACGAAGAACUUGUAUCUUAAAAUUUAUUUGUAAUGAAAAUACUAGUAAAGUAUAAAUAUAUUAACUAUCACAUAUGCAAUAUAUGAGGAUCUUGUAACAUCUCCUGUAGCCUAUACAGGCCUUGCUAUUAGAACAAUCUAAAUGUAUUCACAAACACUAUUGCUUAUAUUUGAUAUAUAGGGUCAACAAACGUGGAUGCGUCCACUGACAUACAAAGCUUUUAAGAUAUAAUCAGGAGUAGAUAAAGGGAACCCCUUUAUCUACUCCUGAUAUAAUGUUACUGAGUAUUAAUUAGCCCAAUAUUUUUGUUUAUUGUUAUUAAUCUAGGAUGUGUAAAAGAUGUUAAGCUGUUAAAAACUGCCCAUUAGCCUGAAAACGUUUGAAAUCAUGAUAUUGUGUAUGUAUAUUGUGUUUUUUAAGUUUGACAAAUUUUGAUAAUUGUGAUAUAUUAAAAAAAAGAAAUUGACCAUUAAAAUGAGUAUUUUUAAAUA